This is a messenger RNA of Selaginella moellendorffii, 1644 nucleotides long. RefSeq names its product pentatricopeptide repeat-containing protein At2g21090-like. The record is from RefSeq and is a predicted model, not a curated record. Gene Ontology annotation, biological process: RNA modification. Gene Ontology annotation, molecular function: RNA binding; protein binding. The coding region runs from base 1 to 1644 and encodes 547 amino acids. Lineage: Eukaryota; Viridiplantae; Streptophyta; Lycopodiopsida; Selaginellales; Selaginellaceae. The transcript has a single exon.
AUGGUGGUGUUUGAUCCAGGCAGCCUUACUGCCAAUCCCCAACUCCAGCAAGCCCUCGCCCGAAUGGAGCAAGAUCGAUCAAUCGACUACACGGACUACGCAAAACUCCUCAAGCAGUGUGGAGAUUCCAAAUCCCUCGAGGACGGAAGGCUCGUCCACACGCACAUCCAAACCAAUGGCCACGUCCACAACAGAUUCCUCACGAACCACGUCAUUCACAUGUACGGAAGAUGCGGCAGUGUGGAAGAUGCCCGCAAGGUCUUUGAUUCCAUGUCCGCCCCAAACGCGCAUUCCUGGAAUAUCAUGAUCACGGCAUAUGCCCAGAACGGGCAUCUUAACGAGGCGAGAUGCCUCUUCGCCCAGAUGCCCGACCUGGAUGUUGUCACAUGGAACGGAAUGAUCACGGCCUAUUCUCAGAACGGGCAUCCCAGAGAUGCCCUCGGGAUCUACUUCACCAUGAACUUGGAGGGUCUCCGGCCCAACAAGGUGACGCUCAUCACCAUUCUAAACGCGUGCUCCAAGCUCGGGGAUUGGCACCAGGGCAGGAUCCUCCACGACCAGAUCGUCACCACCGGGUACCUCGCUGACGUCAUGGUCGCGACUGCGCUGCUCGACAUGCACGGAAAAUGCGGCCGUACAGAGUACGCGAGGCGUGUGUUUGAUGCGAUGCCGGGCAAGAACGAGGUAUCUUGGAGCGCCAUGAUAUCGGCAUAUGCCGUGAACGGGCAUAUGCUCCAAGCUGGGAAUCUUUUCCGUGCGCUGCCCGAGUGGAACGUGGUGGCGGCCACGGCCAUGGUCCAGGGAUAUGCCCUGAAAGGGAAUCUCGACACGGCCAAGGGAAUGUUCGACGAGAUGCCGUGGAGGAACGCUAUCUCGUGGAAUGCCCUCAUGGCGGGAUAUGCCCAGAAUGGGCAGGGCGACACGGCCGUCGAUCUAUUCCGGCGCAUGGAUCUGGACGGUGCACAGCCGUGUACGGUAUCGGCCGUCAUCGCCGUGGACGCUUGCACGGACACGGGCGCCAUGGCUCAGGGCCGUGCCGUACAUUGGAGCCUCCGCGAGUGUGGGAUGGACGCCGACGUAGCGGUCGCGAAUUCUCUCGUGAAUUUCUUCGUGCGCUGCGGCCGGAUCGACGAGGCGAUGGGGAUUUUCGGGGGAAUCCGGCGCAAGAAUGUGGUAUCGUGGACGGGCGUGAUGAUCGCCUUCGCACAGCAGGGCGAUGUCGAUGAGGCGAUGCGCGUCUUCUUCGUGAUGCAAGCCGAGGGAGUGGAAGCGGACGAGAUCGCCUUCAUGAUAAUCCUGGGCGCUUGCAGCCACAGCGGCGUUCUAGAGGAUGGAAUCCACUGCUUCACCUCCCUGGUCCAGGAUUACAAGAUCCGGCCGGAGCUGGAUCACUACCUGUGCAUGAUCGAUCUCCUGGGGCGAUCGGGGCUGCUGUUCGAGGCCGAGGAUCUCAUCAACACGAUGCCGUUCGAGCCCGAUGCGGUGGCGUGGAGGAUCUUGCUCAAUGCGUGCCAGAUGCAUGGGAAAUCCGAGGAUGGAGCCGCGGCGGCGAUGGAGCUCUUUGGCAUCAAUGGCAAGGAGCGAAGCUCCUCGCCAUACGUGAUGAUUUCAAAUAUGUGGAGGAAGAAGUCCAAGAAACCCUAG